Messenger RNA from Panonychus citri (citrus red mite), 2763 nucleotides. Its product is annotated as O-acyltransferase like protein-like. The transcript has 4 exons. Bases 535 to 2715 code for a protein of 726 amino acids. NCBI's taxonomy places the organism in Eukaryota, Metazoa, Arthropoda, Arachnida, Trombidiformes, Tetranychidae. The record is from RefSeq and is a predicted model, not a curated record.
AUCAUCAUAAUCAGCAUAAUUAUUUUCAUCAUUACUUGUUACAAAUCACAAUUGUCUAAAUGUGGGUUACUCAUUCAAUAUCAUUUUGUAAAUAUAACAAUUACUUAAUUAUUAAACAACAAUUAACUUGAGAGUUAAUCAUUUUUAACAUUUUUCCCAAAGAAAUAGACUUUAAAUGAUUAAUCAACCAAUUAGUUGAUUUAAAUUGCUCCGUAAUCCUCCAUUUGCUUUUAAAAGUUAAUCACAUUAAAUUAUUUCCAUGUUGCUUGUAACAUUGAAAGUUAUGGUUUCAAUUGAUUGUGAUGAUUUAUCGUUUACAAUUAACUCGUCAGGUCUUUCCGUUAAUUAGCUUGUUGUAAAUCUUUGGGUCAAGUCUAAUGAGGAAAAAAAGACCAGAGUGGGAAAAAGAGACAGAGGAAAAAGAAGACAAAGAGAAAGAGAGAGAGAGAGAUUGUAUCCAUAGUGAAGUAAAUCAAGUUGAUUGUAGUGUAAUUAAACUCGUUGAUUGUUUAACUGUUCAAGUGGGUUAAGAUAAUGGCCUCCAAACGAUUGGUCAGUUUGUUAUUGUUCAUGCUUCAUCUAUGGUCCAGUGUUUCCCUUGAAAAUGUUACAAAUCAAACUGCUUUCGACUCAUCACUUGAUAAAUUGUCUUCUGAUUAUGCAAUUGUUUAUGUUGAUUUACUAAUCCGUGGAUUGGAAUAUAAUCAAGGUGGAUUUAAUUGUCUUGAUGAUUUACGUCGUUUGGCUAAGAACCUCGAGAAAAAUGAUCCAACAGCAAAGAAAAUGGUUGAUUACUCUGGUCGUGUUCCAGCUCAAUCAAGUAAAUCAUUCAUUGAUUUCGGUUCGUAUCAACAAUGCAUGAAACUUAAAUCAUCUGGUUACUGUUUGAUAACGGGAACAUCAAAUGAUAACCUGAUCCAAUCGGUUGAUCAAUUAGCUUGGCAUGAGAAAAAUUCGACAAUUAAUUAUAUGCUCGAUUUAGAUCAUCAUCUAAAUGUUACCCGAAAAGCGUCGCUUCUUCUGGGACUUUGUCUUCCAACCAAUUGUGCGGGCGACGAUGUUGAGACUCUUUCAUCGACACUUUUAUCUCACACCAAUUUAACGAUUCGUCUUGAUCGCUGUGAAAAACCUCAGCCCACGCCGAUUAAAUUAUCACGUCAUGAAGUUUUCGCUCUCAUUUACUUGGGCUUCCUGGUUGUCUGUCAUUUAAUGGGUCCAUGUAGCACAAGUGAUAAACCUUUGUCCGCGUUUAAUAUUGCCGAAAGUUGGAAGUCAUUUAUUGGAAAAUCAACUCGUAAUCGCGAUGAUCAGGUCAAUUCUAUUUAUGGCCUUAAAGCACUUUGCAUGGGAGCUCUGGUUCUCGGUAAUCUUCAAUAUCUUACCGCUAUCCCAUCGAAGUUCAAUCCAGUUGAUGUUAAGGGUAACAAUUACCCGCUAAUUGGUUCACCGGUCAACACUUAUUUACAUUUGAUGGACACUUUUUUUUUCAUCUCCGGUUUUCUUUCAUUACGAUCGGCUUAUUCUAGAUUACGAAGCAUCAAAUCAAGGAAAGUGAUCUUUGUCCGAUGUUUCAAAUACUCUUCCAUGAUAACGGUAACGGUUGCCCUUUACUUUGCCCUUUUCAAUGGUUAUGUCAAGUCAAAAGUCGCUGGUCCACUAUGGGAAUCGGUUUUCGGGGCAAGGGACAUUAUACCCGCUUGUAAGGAUCACUGGUGGUCCGAGAUUUUGCUAAUUGAUCUUUGGCGAUUUAAUUAUAACCAUUGUACUUUAUCCUCAUGGUAUUUGGGCAUUGACUUGCUCAGUUUCUCAUCUUCCCUUUACUUUGUGAUCCCUUGGCUUGAGAUGAAACUUAUCAUGAUAAUUUUAGUGAUUCUUUCCUUUGGUUCAGGUUUAAUUGCUGCUGGAUUCAGUCUGUACAAAAUUAAUUAUCCAUCAACAAUUGUCUCUAAUCAGUUAUUUACUCCGGGUUAUUUUGAUUUCAUCAAUAUUUUCCUUUCAAAACCAUGGAUCCAUGGAGUAUGUUACAUGAUGGGAGUUCUAACUGCUUUUCAUAUGAGAAAACCGAGACAAAAUUUAUCCAAGUUGAAACAAAGAGUAGGCACUUUUUUAUCCAUUGGUUCAUUUGUUUUCGUUCAUUGGCUUGAGUCUUCUUGGUCAUCAUCAUCAUCUUCUUCUCAGUCCUCAUCUUCACCUUCUUCUCUUCCAAAUCGAUUCACGUUAAUCGCUUAUGGAAUUUGUAUUCGUCUCUCUUGGGCUGCUUCUUUUGGUUGGAUAAUUUAUUUAAUCGAAAGUGAAAACCAAUUUAAAUGGAUUAAUCGUUUCCUUUCUCAACCCUUUUUCCGUUCUCUUUCUAAACUUAACAUUUCACUUCUAUUAACCAAUUUCCUUGUUAUUCGACUUCGUAAUGCAACUCAUCAGUUUCCUGUGAGCACAAUGAUGAUAAUUGAUUGGUUAAUUUACCAUCUAGCACCCAAUUUAAUUCUAAUUUACGGGUUGGCACUACUUUUAACCUUAACAGUUGAAAUACCAGCAACACGAGCAGCAAUUAAAUCAACAGGAAUACCAGAAAAAGGAGGAACUGGACGAAUAUUAACUCGACCACAAAUUUACAGCGAUAUUAAGGUGAUUAAUAACACAAUUAGUCAAGAAGUUGCCAAAAAUGGUCCAUACCAGGUAAACUUUGAUAGAUCAGCAAUUCAUUCAGUUAAAUUUUGAAAGCAUUUCCGCUGUAAUGAAAUAAUAAAAAUUACAUAUAAAUUAUUA